AUGAGCGAUUACCGAUUGGCUGAAUUAUCUUUUUAUGAUUCAUUCGUUGCUUAUCCAUUAAAAGAAAUCAUUGCUAAUUUAGAAGGUGAAUGGGAGAUAGAAAUUGACAAAGCAUCUUUUCCUAUUCUUGAUAAUCGUUCAAAUCAAUUGAUUGAUGGAAACAUUACUCGAAGUUUUUAUUUAUUACGUGCACAGUAUUCUAUCUCAUGGAAUGGAACAACUAUCAUAAUGAAAGAUCAUUCUUUAUCGACACAUAUAGAAUUACGCGAUGUAAAACAGAAUAAUUUGUUAGCAAAAAUUCGACAUACUAGUGGCUGGUUUCAACGAGCAACUUCAAAAUAUCAAUUAGAUGUCUUCUCAAAUAAAGUGUCUGAUGCGGUUUAUUUUUUUGCACUCGCCAUCAUGGAUCAUGCAUUUAUGAUAAAUUUAGAAGAUGAUUAA
This is a messenger RNA of Didymodactylos carnosus, 441 nucleotides long. The record is from the annotation of a GenBank genome assembly. NCBI's taxonomy places the organism in Eukaryota, Metazoa, Rotifera, Eurotatoria, Philodinida, Philodinidae.